Molecule: messenger RNA, 171 nt
Organism: Racocetra persica
Lineage: Eukaryota; Fungi; Glomeromycota; Glomeromycetes; Diversisporales; Gigasporaceae
Source: the annotation of a GenBank genome assembly
AGUGUGAAAGCAGCCAAAAAGCAAGCCUGGGCCGAUUUAGCCUAUCACGAAAAAGAAGAAUGUGGUAAUAAUAAUCUAACCAAACCGAAAAUUGCUGUUUACUUUUCUCCUAAUCAAGGAGGAAACGAGCAUGCUGACCUUAUUUAUGUUAAUGAGAUUGCUAAAAGUUAG